GCUGGUGCUGCUGGUGGUGAGUGUCUGCACUGUAUGUGCUGCAGCUCGGCCAGGACACCUCCACCAGUUCACCUGACUGGCUGGUAACCUGAACUAAAACACAGAUUUUCUCCUCUGAAAAGUAUCGACCACUAACUCUAACGGUGUUGGAGCGCGUUACGUGUCCCUCCCGGCGAGCCUCUCAUCCCCCUCGGUCCAUGGCCAUCACCGCUGCCCGCCCUCUCCCUCUGGGAGGUAACCUUCAAAGGCCCGGCUCAGCACGAUGGGCGACCAGCUGAGUGACGGAGAUGGACGGAAUCAAAGGACGUGCUCCCUUCAUUGUGGCCAGAUGAAGGGACGCCUACCUUCUUCCAGCAGUGAGGGGACGUACGUUGCAGCAUUUUGAUGUUCUUCAGAGCGUAUUGACGCACCUAAAAAAAGAAAAUAAUAAUUUAGAAAUCAUUUUGAAAAAGUGGAAAUACUGAUCAGAUAUAUUCAGGGUGUGCACUCUCUCAGCAUAGAGCCCAUAUGCCGACUGAUUAUCCCUGUAAUGCUUGUUAUGAGUUGUCCAUCCUCAACCAAUGAGCCAAAGAGCUGCAGCAGCGAGUGCAGCAGCGGCACCACUUCCUCCAUCACCACCUCUGACCCAUCCUCUAUGUCUGGACAAACUCACGCCACCCUACCUUCCCUCGGUGAUGCCCCCGACACCUCUAAGCAUGAAGCUCCCCCACCUCCCCCCCUGCCGCCCCCACCACCGGGGGCACCCCCGCCCCUCCCACCUCCAGAGACUACGUCCACCAGCCACAACGCCAGGAAGAAGCGCCGCGUCCGCAGCUUCUUCUGGAAGCCGAUACCGGAGGAGAAGGUGCGCGGGAAGCCCAACAUCUGGACGCAGGUGGUGCGGCAGCAGCAGUACCAGAUCGAUGUUCGCUCCGUGGAGGAGCUGUUCGGGCAGCAGGAGGAGGCAGUGACAGGCGUACGCGGGGCGCCACCGGCCGCCGGAACCUCAACUCGUGUCUCCAGGUCUCGCUCCUUCAAGGAGAGCAGCAAGGAUGAGAUCAGCAUCCUUGACUCCAAGAGAGGGAUGAAUGUGGGCAUUUUCCUGAAGCAGUUCAAGAAGUCCAACCGCUCCAUUGUUGAAGACAUACGACAAGGAGAAGGAAAGCCUUAUGGAGCAGAGCUGCUCAGAGACCUGCUGAAGCUCCUGCCUGACGCAGAGGAGAUCAAGAAACUUCAGGCGUUUAAAGGAGACCCAGACAAGCUGACACUGGUUGAUUCCUUUAUGUUCUUCUUGAUCCAGGUGCCUCGGUUCGAGGUUCGGAUCGAGGCCAUAGUCCUCCGCGAAGAGUUCUUUCCUUUCUGUGCUCUAAUGAGCCGCGAGAUCGAUGUCGUCCGCGUCGCCACUAAAGAGCUGAUGAGCUGCGAGGAGCUUCAUGCCAUUCUGCAUCUGGUGCUGCAGGCCGGAAACAUCAUGAACGCUGGCGGCUACGCAGGCAACGCUGUGGGCUUCAAGCUGUCUUCCCUCCUCUCAUUGGCCGACACCAAGGCCAACAAACCCGGGAUGAACCUCCUGCACUUUGUUGCCAUGGAGGCAAAGAAAAAAGAUGAGAAGCUGCUCAAGUUUACAGAGAAACUUCAGGAUGUCCAGAGUGCAUCCAGAAUCUCAGUGGAAAACAUCGAGGUGGAGUUUUCCUCCUUAUAUGUUCGGAUUAAAUCCCUGGAGGAGAAAGUUCAAGGAGACCGGGAGCUAGUGCAGCAGCUGGAGCCCUUUCUGCAGAGUUCAGCACAGACGCUUCAGGACCUGAAGAGACGCAGGCUGGAUCUGCGCAAAGAGGGGAACGCUCUCAUCGACUUCUUGUGUGAAGACAAGGACACCUUUAAGCUGGACGAGUGCUUCCGCAUCUUUCAAGACUUCUGCAACAAGUUCAAGAAAGCUGUCAAGGACAACACGGACCGCGAGUUGAAGGAAGCAGCCAGACUGCGUCGUCUGCGAGAGCUGGAGGAAAAGCGCUUUGCUUGGUCGGGUGCUGAUCCGAGCAGCGAAUUUAGUCGCAGCAGCAGCGAGAGCGACGUGGGGAUGCUUACUAAGGAAGGCCUGCUUGACUUCUUCCAGCAGAGGUCUCAGAGUCCGCAAAGCCCGAUGGGACGCUCCGCCAGCGCCCGCCGCCACCGUCACACCAUGACCUCCGUAGCAGACCGAGAACUCCAAGGAUACCUGGAGCUAUUUGGAGGCACCGGGAACCCCGCUGACUAUUCCAAGUUUAACAGCCUACCUCGGCCGGGCCGCACGGUGCAGCGCAGGUCGACCCCCUGGAUCUCAGCCCAGGACGACAACCGUGAGCUGGGCUGCGACACACAGGUGGAGUCCCCACGUGCAGAAACGGAGCCUAUCAGCCCACUGGCCAGGUUUUCGUCCUCUGGGCUAAACGGUGAAAAUGACCCAUACAACAACAAUCAUUACUCAUCUGUGUCCGAAGGCAGCGCUCUGCCUCGUCCCUUAUGUGUCUUUCAGAAGCCCGCCAAUCUUCCCAACCCAACAAUUACCAGCCACUUGAAUGUUAGUGUGGAGAAGCACACUUUAGUUCGAGGUCCUCAAGCUUUUGAGCUACCUAGUCCAAACAAUAACAGUAAUCCUCUGCACUUUGUCAACCAGGGGGAUAUUGUGGUGACUGAUUUGGAAAAGGAGAGACGGUCACCUCCCACAAAUCUGGACGUCCUCCUGCAUGAUAACAUUUUAGAAAGAGGAGCAGAUCCCAAUGCAGCCUGGGGAGGGGAAAUAGAUCCUCCCACACAUGCUGGGCUCUCUCCUGAGACAGAGAAAGAAGAUGAGGACAACAGCACAGUUUCAUCAACAACCUGUGAUACACCCCUCCCACUGGAUACCUCUGUAUCCAAUAAGAAACCAUUGUUUUAUAUACUAGACUGCACAGAAACGGACUGCUCUGUCACCUCGGAUUACUCUGAGGUGGAAAGCUCGUCUCUAAUGAAAGAGGGGCUUCAUUUCAGAACAACUGACUGCAAGAGAUCCGAUCAGGAGAGCCAGCUAGAUUCGAGUUCCUUGUCCUCUAAUUUGGAGUCCAUGUCUCCCAUGGACCAGUCCGUUUCCACCAAUGAGCUUUCAGCGCCCAAAUCUGUGGACGCAGCAUCCAUGACCCCAUCUGCUACCGCAGACGAGUGGGACACGGAGAGCUGUGACACCGCUGAGGGGAAACAAGGUGUGGAGACAGAUGCGCAGAGAAGCAGCAGAAAGCCUGCGCAUACAAAGGGCAAAGCUAACAAAGCGACAAAGUGCAGCGGAGGUCGCAGUGUGCGAACGCUGACCAGCAGCGAGAGCCAAGGCAUGCGGAAGGUUGUGCCCAUCAGCAAGCUUACAAGGACAGGUAGCAGGAGAGGAGAGAGACUUUUGGAGCACGGCGGUGGAGAGUCACGCCGUGACCAGAGCACCCCAGCGAGAGGAAGGAGCGAGAAGACCGCAAGACCUCCUCGACACUCCAGUCUGCCUCCGGAUGAGUCCAAAGCUCAGAAGGGGAGUAGCCUCACAGGCGGCGCUUCCAGAUGGGCGCGCGAAUUAGCCCCGAGAAAGGCUACCAUCAACAAGCAGAGCACCAAACCCCUGAGGAAUAUCCCCAAGCCUGCACCUGAGGAGAAGAUGUGCCGCUCCACCAUGAGAGCCCUGGCACAGGCCCAAGCUCAGGCUCAGGGUGGAGCUUGCUCUGAGCACAGCAGCUGUAACACACUCGGCGCAAAAAACACCUCCGAUGUCCCCAGCUUUGCCCGCAACACGGUAGCUUUUACUUCUAGGUCCAGGAAGGAUCUGGGCCCCCCGUCUGUCCCCUCCACCCCGUCUCGCAGACCCUCUCUUCUAGGUCGACAAACCCCGGUGAAGCAGAAUAGGUUGUCGCCCACAGUUCACACUUGCGAGGAGCAGCCCCAAGGCACAACCCUGCGACGGGUACAAAGUGUGAAAGCAACCAGCCACAGCGCCUACCGCAGCGAGACUCCCCCACCACCUCCUACACGUGAAGUUGUUCGUAAGACUAGUAGCUUUUCUGAAAAGUCCGUCCAGUCUAGAGACUUGGUGACGCCCAGCAGAGGUGCUAAACCAAGCUGGAAAUAAAGCAAAACCUAGUGGAAACUGACUGCAGAAGGACUUAAAGAAAGAGAGGCUUUGAUGUAAAUUGAUAUUCGCUCUUCUUCCCCUUCUACUGUGCAAUCGUAUCCUCUCAUAUCACGCAAAAGACAGGAAUCUGAAAGAUAUUUUAGGCUAUCUCACCCUAAGGUUCCUCUAGUAGCUGUAUCUGUAUCAGGUUUAUGAAUUGCAAAGAGCUGUUUUUUCUUUGUUGCUGUUGUUUUAACAAUUCCCUUUUUAUUUUAGGGGGGGGCAUUAACUAAACUGACAAAUGGCAAAUAGGUGUUUUUACACAGGAGCCUCUUUGCCUGCUUAGCUGUCUAUUUACUGUAUAUGCUUGUGUCUGUGAUGAUGUUGAUGUCGAACACUACUGACUAUAUGAUGCUGCUAAUUAGCUCCGACAAUUUGAGACUGAGUUUCAGUGUCCGUUUCAUUCAGGGUUACAAGAUUUGUUGUACCUACACUUGCUGCUGUUAUGGUGUCUUUUAUUUUUUUAGUGCGUCCUCCUGUAGAGCAUCGCACCGUUUGAUUUCUUUGCUUGAUACCUCAGAAAGAUCGCAGUGGCCUUGUACCGGCAGAAAAAAAAAGUAGAAUAUGUUCAUUUGGCUCUGCAUGAUGAAGAUGUAGAUCUGAUAAAUUGGUUUAAACUGCAAUGUCACUUUUUUUUUUUUUUUUUUUUUUUUUUACAAAUCCCUGGUAUAAAUCAUAUUACUACGAUAUAUAAAGUCACAGAUUAUAAGCCAGUGUAUACCAACUGUGGUACCUGUUGUACCUUGUGUAUGUAUGUGUGUCUGUAGUAAGUAAAUGUGUUAGAACUCCUCCAUAGUAUCAUGGAGUAGACGUGCACGUAGGAAUUGUUUCCUGUAUACUGUAGGCUAAUACACGAUCAACGCUAAUGCUUUGCAAGAAAAGCACUGAACGUGUCUGAAACAACACUGACAUAAUCAUCAGUCACAUGAUUGUUUUGACAGCCUGGUCUAAUGUUUCUACUGUGAAUGUAGUCAUCUCAUAUGUUCUCUAGGCCUGCACCUCUCUUGACAAUGUUAAAUUGCAACAAUAACUGGUCAUAAUUCA
This is a messenger RNA of Sander lucioperca (pikeperch), 5182 nucleotides long. It is a transcript of the gene fhdc1, whose product is annotated as FH2 domain containing 1. The coding region runs from base 530 to 4096 and encodes 1188 amino acids. The record is from RefSeq and is a predicted model, not a curated record. The transcript has 12 exons. NCBI's taxonomy places the organism in Eukaryota, Metazoa, Chordata, Actinopteri, Perciformes, Percidae.